Molecule: messenger RNA, 1613 nt
Organism: Peromyscus eremicus (cactus mouse)
Lineage: Eukaryota; Metazoa; Chordata; Mammalia; Rodentia; Cricetidae
Gene: Pofut4
Product: fucosyltransferase 11
Exons: 3
Coding region: 34-1608 (524 amino acids)
Cellular component (GO): Golgi membrane
Molecular function (GO): alpha-(1->3)-fucosyltransferase activity
Source: RefSeq, a predicted model, not a curated record
CUCUCCCAGCCCGCCUGCGGCUAGGAGCCGCGCAUGCGCCGCGUGCCCCUGUGGCGUAGGACCUGGUCCGCUCUCCACUCGCUGCAGGGUGGGGUUUCUUCCUGUCCGAGUGGGUCGGCUGUGGACAUGGCUGCUCGCUGCACCGAAACGGUGCUGGCCGCUCUGGGGCUGCUAAGUGUAUGUGCGGCCAGCAGCUCCGGGGCCGGGACUUCGGGAAAGGCGGGUGGGGAGGCAGAAUGGGCGGAGCCGUGGGACGGCGCGGUUUUCCGGCCGCCAGCUGCGCUAGGCGCAGUGGGGGUGGCGCGCGGGCUAGAGUCCCAGCCGCCGGGGAGCACGGAUACGGCGGACCUACCGGUGCUGCUGUGGUGGAGCCCAGGCCUGUUUCCACACUUCCCGGGAGACUCGGAGCGCAUAGAAUGCACUCGGGGCGCGUGCGUGGCGUCCCGGGACCGGCGGGCGCGCGCCGACCCGCGGACGCGCGCACUGCUCUUCUAUGGCACGGACUUCCGUGCAGCCGACGCCCCCCUGCCGCGCCUGGCGCACCAGAGCUGGGCGCUCCUGCACGAGGAAUCGCCGCUCAACAACUUCCUGCUAAGCCACGGCCCCGGCAUCCGCCUCUUCAACCUCACAGCCACCUUCAGCCGCCACUCGGACUACCCCCUGCCGCUGCAGUGGCUGCCCGGGGCCGCCUAUUUGCGCCGGCCUGCGCCUCCGCUCCGGGAACGCGCCGAGUGGCGUCGUCGCGGGUACGCGCCGUUGCUCUACUUGCAGUCCCACUGCGAUGUGCCCGCGGACCGGGACCGCUACGUACGCGAGCUCAUGCGCUACAUCCCGGUGGAUUCCUAUGGCAAGUGCCUUCAGAACCGCGAGCUGCCCACCAUGCGGUUACAGGACACAGCCACGGCCACCACCGAGGAUCCAGAACUCUUGACCUUUCUGUCGCGCUAUAAGUUCCACUUGGCCCUGGAAAAUGCCAUCUGCAAUGAUUACAUGACAGAAAAACUGUGGCGCCCCAUGCAUCUGGGUGCUGUGCCUGUGUAUCGUGGCUCACCCUCUGUGAGGGACUGGAUGCCCAAUAACCACUCCAUCAUCCUAAUUGAUGACUUUGAGUCCCCUCAAAAGCUGGCAGAGUUUAUUGACUUUCUGGACAAGAAUGAUGAAGAAUAUAUGAAAUACCUGGCGUACAAGCAACCAGGGGGCAUCACCAACCAGUUUCUUCUGGAUAGCCUGGAGCACAGGGAGUGGGGAGUGAAUGACCCCAUGCUGCCUAACUACCUCAAUGGCUUUGAGUGUUUCGUCUGUGACCAUGAACUGGCUCGGCUGGAAGCCGAGAAAGCACAUGCGUCCUCUCCUGGGGACAUUCCUGUCCCCGAGCCUCGUAUUGCCCAGCCCUCACACAUGAACUGCCCAAUGCCUACCCCUGGCUUUGGCAAAGUGGAAGAGAUCCCUGAGAAUGACAGCUGGAAGGAAAUGUGGCUACAAGAUUAUUGGCAAGGUCUCUAUCAGGGGGAAGCACUCACUGCCAUGAUCCACAACAAUGAAACACAGCAGAGCAAGUUUUGGGAUUAUGUACAUCAGAUCUUCAUGAGAAGGAAUAAAAAUCUCUAACUGCC